GUAAGUGAUCAUCGUUUUCGAUCUUUUUGUUGGUCACACGAACUGAGAAUCAAUGGCGACUCGCUCGCUCUUCCAUGGUCUUAGAUGUCGAUUGACAAAUGGAGUUUUCGAAAGCAAUUUCAUUCGGAACGCCGAAGCUUCGCUAUUCUCGAAGUCGUACAGUGCUGAUACUGCAAUCGGAAGCUCGUUUGUCGAGGAAUCGUUUGAUUCGGUGGAAAAAGACGAUCUGAGAAGCAGGAUUUUCAGAUUGAGACUUCCAAAGCGGAGCGCGACGACUGUUCUCGAGAAAUGGGCUGGCGAAGGGAAUCAGAUUUCGGUCACUGAACUUCGAUAUAUCUCCAGAGAGCUUAAGAGAACUCGGCGUUACAAGCACGCUCUCGAGAUUAUAGAGUGGAUGGUUCACCAUGAGGAAUCUAAGAUCUCAGAUGCUGAUUACGCUUCACGCAUAGAUCUGAUUUCAAAAGUUUUCGGUAUCGAUGCAGCUGAACGCUACUUUGAGGGUCUGCAUCUAGCUAGUAAGACAACUGAAACCUAUACUUCUCUCCUUCAUGCUUAUGCUGGCUCCAAACAAACCGAGCGAGCCGAGGCCUUGUUCAAGAGAAUCAUAGAGACUGAUAGUCUCACUUUCGGUGCCAUCACAUACAACGAGAUGAUGACUUUGUACAUGUCAGUCGGGCAAGUUGAGAAAGUACCCGAGGUCAUCGAAGUGCUAAAGCGCAAAAAGGUUUCCCCGGACAUUUUUACUUACAACCUGUGGCUUAGUUCAUGUGCUGCAACCUUUAACAUAGAUGAGCUGAGAAAGAUUCUGGAAGAGAUGAGGCGUGAUGCUAGUUCCUACGAGGGUUGGGCUCGGUAUAUCGAUCUUACUAGUAUCUACAUAAACAGUAGUAGACUAAGUAGUGCAGAGUCCAGCUCACCUGUCGAAGCUGAGAAAUCUAUUUCACAAAGAGAAUGGGUCACAUAUGACUUCCUUUUGAUUCUGCAUACUGGAUUAGGAAACAAGGAUAUGAUAGAUCAGAUUUGGAAGUCUCUGAGAAACACUAACCAGAAAUUGAGCAGCAGAAGCUACAUUUGUGUUCUUUCAUCUUAUCUAAUGCUUGGUCAUUUGAGAGAAGCCGGGGAUGUUAUAGAUCAGUGGAAGGAGUCUAAAACGACAGAGUUUGACGCUUCUGCUUGCUCGAGGAUCUUGAAUGCUUUUCGAGAUGUCGGGUUAGAGGAAAAAGCCAAUGACUUUCAGUUGCUCUUGGUUCAGAAGAAAUGCAGCUUAGAAAACGAGGUAUCGUAAGAUUGGGCCUCUGAGACAAUAAGUUGUGAAAAACGUAUGGUAUUGGCGAGAAUCAGAUCAAGCUCAUCAAUAAAACAGGAUUUCUUUCUCUUCGCUGUAAUUUUAAUUUUUUUUUUUUGUUUGUGCUUUUGCCAUUUGACCAGGUUUAUUAUAUAUCAUGUCUAAUUCCAAAGUUCCGAGUUUUACCAAGAUACAUAUCGUGCAUGUUUGUUGUAUCCUACAAGUCUUCAAAACUUGUUUCUGUAUCGAGGAAUGAUAAUUGG
Messenger RNA from Eutrema salsugineum, 1548 nucleotides. RefSeq names its product pentatricopeptide repeat-containing protein At5g09450, mitochondrial. Gene Ontology annotation, cellular component: mitochondrion. Bases 53 to 1285 code for a protein of 410 amino acids. NCBI's taxonomy places the organism in Eukaryota, Viridiplantae, Streptophyta, Magnoliopsida, Brassicales, Brassicaceae. Gene Ontology annotation, molecular function: protein binding. The record is from RefSeq and is a predicted model, not a curated record. The transcript has 3 exons.